UGUUGGCAUCGGUCGAAACAGGUCGCUGAUCUUCGCCGGCUGCAUCCGCAUUCCGGGCCUCCGGCUCUGAUUUGACGGCGAUCGACGGCGGUCGGGGAGGGUGUGAUGUCAAACUGGAAGAUUCCAAUCGAUGACGUCACUCGCUGCCUUCCUAAUUAAAAGUUAUUGUCCUCCCGGAUCUCUCUACACGUGAAACAGUGACGCAGAACCCGGACACUGGCGUGACACGCUGAAAUAGUUGAACAGAAAAAAAGGGCGAACGAGUCCACACCAAUUUCAUCGCUUACAGCAGCAGCAGGAGCAUCAUCUGGCAAUCUGGUGUACAUCAAUUUCACAACAUUCAACGCCACCUAACGACGUCAAGGACGGAGUCUUUUGGGAUUCCUGCAGUAGCAGCAGCAGACGAUUGAAUUAUUGAAAUGAGAAGACUUGCAUGUUCGUUUGACUGCGGCAACGCCGCAUUUGCGUUGGCGUCGACUGCUAGCCCGCCUCAAGUGCUGACAAGUUUUUCUCUUGUGCAACGUCUGCAAGUGUUUUCGUUUUCGACCGGGGAUUUAGAAGGCCAUUCGAAUGAUUAUUCAGAUUAUUAUGGUCCAAGGAGAGAUUUGAAAAAUCACACCAGAGGCGCGCUCACUGGACACUACUGGACGCCGCCUGGGCUCACUUUAUUUUUUCCCGCAAGAGCACACCGUUUUAAAUCAAUCCAGACAGUGAGGAGCCACCGGCACGCGAAAAAACAGCGUUCAGUAAGGAGCCCGGAGUGGAGCUCAUCAUCAUCAAUGGCGGCCGUGGCGUCGUCGCUGACCAAGUCGGCGAUGGGUGCCGAUCGUUACGGUGGGCCUUCAACUUCGUCGUCGUCUUCGUCGUCGACUAGUUCCUCUGCUUCUUCCUCUGGUUCCUCCUCGUCUUGGACCGACUCGUCGUCGUCCUCAUCAGGAGCCACGACGGAAGAGGAAGAGAAUUCGUCCUCGUCGUGGAACUCGUCGUCGUCGUCGGAGACGCCGAGAAAGAAGAAGAAACGUGAUAACAAGGAGAGCGACAAGAAGAAGAAGAAGAAGAGCAAGAGCAAGAAGAGGCUGAAGAAUCCCAAGAAUCCCAAGAAAGAAUCCAAUCAGAAGAAGAGCAAAAGCAAGUCGAUGGCCGUCAUUCCCGACCGAAAGAAGAAGAAGAAGAAGAAGCACGUCAAAUCGUUGGCGGGACGUGGUGACGAGGAGAACGGAGACGAGGUGAGCAGUAUGCUCCUGUUAGGAGCCGAGCUCCUUAAGGAGGUGGAAGAAGCGGCCGCCGCGUCGGCAUCCGCCGCCACCACCAUCGCCUCCGCCGCCCAAAUGGGCGAAUCGACGAGGGGGUCGUCGACUACUUGGCCGUUUCUGCUUCCUAUCGGCCACUAUGUCACCCAAGGUGGGCCGGAGAGUAGGAGCAUUCUGUUGGACCAGGUCAUGUCGUCCGUGCCAGCGGCCCAGUGGCAGGCCAUCCUACCGCCCGUCCUCAAAGAAAUGAAUAGCGCCGAGUUGAAGCAGCUCUGCCUCCAACAGUUGCAGUUGCUCUCCGAUUCGGCAAUCCUCGACAUCAUCAACGGUGGAGGAGAUCAAGGAGCAACGACAGGAGCUGAUAAAGCGGUUUCCUCAGAAAUGGACAUCACCACGACCAACACGGCGACCGGAGACAAGGAGCGAUUGAAGAGAAAGAAAUCGAAGAAGAGCAAAAAAUCCAAGAAAAAGGCCAAGAAGAGUAAAAGGAGCGAGCGACUGGAAGAGAAGAAGUCGGUCGACGAAGAAUCCAGUGGGAAAACGUUGAUGGAGUUGCUGGAACUGGAGAUGCGAGCGCGAGCCAUUAAAGCCCUCCUGAAGAAGGAGGAGGAGGGCGAAGAAGACGAUGAAUGGGCCGACGACGAUGUUGCUGGUGUUUCUUUGGCGACGCUGGCCGAAAACGACGCCAUUCAACGGCCAUUGAAAGCCGCCGAAUGGGUUGACAAGUACAAACACCGGCCGCCCUCGCCCGUUCACCCUCCUAACAGCAGCAGCAGCCAACAGCAGUUGAUCCAGGGACACCAGACGGGCGACGGUGAACCGAAUCGACGCAGCCGACGUCCGUCGUCUUCCUCGGCGGCCGCCAGACACGCCGAUGACUACGAGGUGUUGCGUAAAUCCCAGCAGCCUCGACACUACCGCCACCACCACCACCACCAUCAUCAUCACUACCGUCAGGAGCGCUCCCGUUCGCCGGUGGCCAGGAGCCGUGGAGGAGCCGAGCCUUCUGUUGUCAAGACGGAAGCGGCCGGCAGGUUGAAUAAAUCAUCAACAACUCCUCCUCCGUCACCGUUGCUGGCCUCGGCGGCGAUCCGUCCGGCCGAUCCAACCGACACUUUGACUCAAGUUGUCCGGAUCAAGUCGGAGGAGCCAGACACAACAAGAGUCGAAGAAGAAGAGAAAGGUGACAGGGCGACUCAAGUAGUAAAAGUAGAAGUAGUAGCCCAAGAAGAAGGAGAAGAACAAGUCGAGUACGAAGAAGAAGGCAUCCAGGAAGUCGACAUUGAAUUGGGAAGUGGAUCGGAUGACGACGCGCAUUCCCCAUCUUCCCGCUACUAGUAAUCCUAACAGACAACAACAAUCAAACAACUACCUCUGCUCCCACCACCUCUCGACUGUCAUCAACUUUUCUUUCCUGUUUGGUUUCCAUCAACGCGCAACUGUGUAUCACUUUUGGCCAAAUUAUUGGAGAAAUAAACGCCAACUAUUGGA
Messenger RNA from Daphnia pulex (common water flea), 2741 nucleotides. RefSeq names its product serine-rich adhesin for platelets-like. Gene Ontology annotation, biological process: regulation of apoptotic process. The transcript is spliced from 11 exons. Bases 420 to 2588 code for a protein of 722 amino acids. Lineage: Eukaryota; Metazoa; Arthropoda; Branchiopoda; Diplostraca; Daphniidae. The record is from RefSeq and is a predicted model, not a curated record.